Molecule: messenger RNA, 357 nt
Organism: Schistocerca piceifrons (Central American locust)
Lineage: Eukaryota; Metazoa; Arthropoda; Insecta; Orthoptera; Acrididae
Product: protein krueppel-like
Exons: 3
Biological process (GO): regulation of transcription by RNA polymerase II
Cellular component (GO): nucleus
Molecular function (GO): DNA-binding transcription factor activity, RNA polymerase II-specific; RNA polymerase II cis-regulatory region sequence-specific DNA binding
Source: RefSeq, a predicted model, not a curated record
AUGAAAGAGCAACACAUCAGGUGUGAUGCUUGUGGAAAGUGCUUCCACCUCACCCACAGCUUUGCCCGCCACAUGCGCACCCACACAGGCGAGCAGCCGUUUGCUUGUGAUGUGUGUGGGAAGCGCUUCAACGACAGCGGCAACAUGGCCAAGCACAUGCGCACGCACACUGGGGACCUGCCCUAUCCGUGCCCGCAGUGCCCGAGACGCUUCAGUGACCGUGCGAACCGGGCGAAGCACGCGCGCACGCACCACGGCGACGACAGACCUUUCCCCUGCAUGGAGUGCGGCCGCACCUUCGCCAACGGCAGCAACCUGGCGCGCCACCUGAAGGCGGCCCACCGCCACCGGCCGCCG